Dioszegia hungarica is the source of this 1770-nucleotide messenger RNA. Its product is annotated as FAD binding domain-containing protein. The record is from RefSeq and is a predicted model, not a curated record. The transcript has 8 exons. Bases 1 to 1770 code for a protein of 589 amino acids. NCBI's taxonomy places the organism in Eukaryota, Fungi, Basidiomycota, Tremellomycetes, Tremellales, Bulleribasidiaceae. Gene Ontology annotation, molecular function: FAD binding.
AUGCUGCCCGUUCUGAUCGUCGGGGCGGGUCCGGUGGGACUUCUCCAGGCCCGUUUCCUUUCCAAACUCGGGGUCCCUGUAAUACUUCUUGAGCGUCACACUGCCCCUCUUCCCGUCCCCAAAGCUCACUUCCUCUCCCCUCGAUCGCUCGAGAUCUUUCGCCAAUUCGGUAUCCCAAUCAAGACGAUCAGGACAUACCCUACGAAACGCGAAGACGCGCGCAACAUCCGUUUUGUAACAGACGUCAACCUUAGUGGCGGGAGGGAGAUAGGGUGUCUGCCGUUUGAUAAUGUCGAGGUGGAUCAGCUAGGGAUAUCACCCGAGAUCCUGCAUAACAUCCCCCAGCCGGACCUCCAAAUUCUCAUACGGGGACUUCUGGAGCAAGAUGGAAAGGCGGAAAUACGCACCGGCUGGACUUGGAAGUCUUACACUGAGACCGACGACGAGGUCAUUAGCACUAUAGAGAAUACCUAUACCGGCGAGCAACAGACCAUCAGGUCAAGCUGUAUCAUUGCGGGCGACGGAACGAAUUCCAAGGUACGGCAAGCGGCAGGGAUCGAGCUGGACGAGCAGGAUGGGCCGCAAAUGAUGAGCCUUCACUUCAGCGCCAACCUCUAUCCGGUAGUCAAGGAGCGCACGGCCAUGCUGUACUGGAUCAUGGACCCGGCGGUACAGGGCGUGGUGAUAGCGUAUGAUCUCGGCGGAAACCAGGUGCUGCUGCACCAGUAUGACCCCACAAUACAUGCUCGCGAGACCUUCACACCGGAGCGAUGUCGCGAGAUCAUCCGCAUAGCGCUCGGUUGCGAUGUUCCGUUCGACUUUCUCAGCUGCGUCCCGUGGAAGAUGAAGUCGCAGGUCGCCAAGACGUAUAGCAAGAGCAAGGUCAUAGUCGUCGGCGAUUCGGCGCACAGCUUUCCACCUACCGGUGGACUGGGUAUGAACUCUGGCAUCGCUGAUGCACACAAUCUCGCUUGGAAGAUUGCCCAAUCUUACUCCUCCCCUUCCCAAAACCGCCUCUCAUCUACCCUUCAUACAUACGAAUCCGAGCGCCGUCCUGUCGGUCUCCGCAACUCUGCUAGAGCCGUCGAAUACGGCAGCAAGGUCUUCGGGCUGCUCAAAGCCCUCGGAACCACCGAUCCAGACAUCGCUACUGCGCGGAAGAACAUGUUUGAGCGAUUGGCCGAUCCAACAUGGGACUCGAAGAUAGCGGAAAUGGUAGCGGAACAGGCGGAGCAGUUCAAUUGCACCAAUUUACACCUGGGCUUUGUCUAUGAGCCUAACUGGACAUUCGAAAACCCAAGCGAGUUCGAGCCGGCUUAUCGGAAAGGAGCGCGACUGGGUCACGCUUGGGUCCGACCGAACGAAGAUCGCUUGACGGGUCUCGCCCAACCGGUCGACUUUGAGUAUAUCAAGGACGAGCUGUCGCAGGAAAAGCAGGAGAGCUGGCGGUACUCCAUACUCGACCUCGUGCCUAUCGACGCGUACCUACUCGUCUGCUCGAGUCAGUCGGCAGCAGGAAAGCAGGGGUGGACUCAGCUGGAGGAAGGCUUACGGGCUGCGGGGAAACGAGUGCGGGUCUUGGCGGCUGGAGAGGACUUCGAGUGGGUAGAGGCCGAGAUGGGUGACAGCUGGGAGAGGAGCUAUGGCCUGAACCAAGGUGGAGCGGUACUGGUCCGGCCUGACCAGCACAUCGAGGCGGUGCUGAGGGGGACGGUAGACAUCGCUGAGGUGGUAGGGAGAAUCGGGCGGUCAUUGAUGGAUAGAGAUUAG